Aedes albopictus (Asian tiger mosquito) is the source of this 512-nucleotide messenger RNA. Its product is annotated as cytochrome c oxidase subunit 6A2, mitochondrial. Gene Ontology annotation, biological process: mitochondrial electron transport, cytochrome c to oxygen. The transcript has 2 exons. Gene Ontology annotation, cellular component: mitochondrial inner membrane. Gene Ontology annotation, molecular function: enzyme regulator activity. The coding region runs from base 77 to 409 and encodes 110 amino acids. The record is from RefSeq and is a predicted model, not a curated record. Lineage: Eukaryota; Metazoa; Arthropoda; Insecta; Diptera; Culicidae.
AUCGAUUACGAAACGACACACGAGCAGAGCAGAGUUCAGACGGAAAAAAAGUGUUCUUGGUUCCACUCGGAAGAAAAUGUCGCUCCUAAAUCACAUCUUGCUGCGUACCAUUUCCCAAUCGGCUGCCCGCAAUGCUGCCGUAGCUGGACCAUCUGCCGUCGCCGGACACGGAGGUGGUGGCUACAAGACCUGGAAGAAACUGUCCUUCUUCGUUGCCCUUCCGGCCGUGGGUCUGUGCAUGCUGAAUGCCUACCUGAAGCACCAGGAGGAGCACGGCCAUCCCCGGGCGGAAUUCGUCCCGUACGAGCAUAUGCGUAUCCGCAACAAGCGUUUCCCGUGGGGAGAGGGCCAGCGCAGCCUGUUUCAUAACCCCCAUGUCAACCCACUGCCGUCUGGAUACGAAGAUUAGGAAGUGUUGGUGAGGAAAAUAUGGAUCAGUGUUGGAACAAUAGUACGCUGGUGUAGAUGAUUGAAAAGCUUAUCGUCCUACAAUAAAAGAAGUUCAAAUCCUA